Messenger RNA from Xyrauchen texanus (razorback sucker), 1950 nucleotides. RefSeq names its product vascular endothelial growth factor D-like. The coding region runs from base 597 to 1412 and encodes 271 amino acids. Gene Ontology annotation, cellular component: membrane. Gene Ontology annotation, molecular function: growth factor activity; vascular endothelial growth factor receptor 3 binding; chemoattractant activity. The record is from RefSeq and is a predicted model, not a curated record. Gene Ontology annotation, biological process: induction of positive chemotaxis; response to hypoxia; positive regulation of protein phosphorylation. NCBI's taxonomy places the organism in Eukaryota, Metazoa, Chordata, Actinopteri, Cypriniformes, Catostomidae. The transcript has 7 exons.
UUAGCUGGAUUCAUUAUCUCCUCCCUUAAUCCCUCUAUUCCCCUCCACACCCCUCCUCAUCCUCCCCUCCUUCACUCCUUGCCCUCUGUAGCGAUCUGGAUCACAUUUAAAACCACAUUUCUGUGUGCGAGCCAUUGAGCCUUGAAGUCAGCAGGCAGAAAGCGCAGUGACAGCGGAGCGGGACUGGAGCGUACAGGGACGGGACGGACAUGCACGCACUCGCUGCCGGAGAAGACUGUAUCUGAGCUUGUGGUGGAUAGCACAGACACACAGUCACGCAAUUGGAUUUGUGGAAAACUGGGCCAAAUCUACCCUGUCCAAUACGGAUGACAGCACCAAAGUGUUGUCCUUAUCGAUGUGUGUUUUUGAAGAAGAAAGCCCAUUUGACUCUUUAAGGUAGCUGUGACAGGUCUCUUGUCAGUCUGCUGGGCAUCCAACAGCCUGCAUCUGUGUGUGGUCUCGUGAGAAACCUUUGGAGGGAGUUACUCAGUGAUUUGUGAGUGUGUGUGUGUGUGUGUGUGAGAGUGUGUAUACGCAGUACAGACUGGCCUCCCUCACUGCUCAAUUGCCGGACAGUACCCUGGAGAGUAAGCAGGAUGAAGACAAAGAUAUGUGCUGCACUUCACAUGUCGCUACUCCUGUAUGUCAGACUAAUGCUGGCCGUGGACUCCUACAGACCUCAGAAAGAGAUAAAUCAGGAGAAGUGGGAGCGAGAUCUGAGGGAAGCUGCGAGUCUGGAUGAGCUUCUUAUGUUGACCGAAUACCCCGACUGGAAGCUGUGGCGAUGCAGACUGAAGCUGAAGCACUUUAAUUAUGCCACUCAGCCUGAGAACCGCCGGUUGACUCGCUACGCAGCAACCUCAUUCAGCCUGGAGAUGCUGAAAGACAUUGAUGAGGAAUGGCAGAAGACACAGUGUAUGCCCAGAGAGACGUGUGUAGAUGUGGCCAAAGAGCUGGGCACAAAUACAGCCGUGUUCUUCAAGCCGCCGUGCGUCUCUGUGUUCAGGUGUGGCGGCUGCUGCAACAAAGAGGGUGUUACCUGCCGUAACACGAGUAUGGCUUAUGUCAAUAAAACUAUUUUGAGUGUUACCACUUAUAAAUCUGGACCAGAGCCAGUGCUGGUGAAAGUAGCCAAUCACACGGAGUGUGUGUGCCAGGAACACGCGAUGAUCCGCAGACAUGCUCGUGAGAGGCACAAGAAGAACGGUUGCUCUCCUACACGUAAGGCAGAAGAUAUCAGGAGGCUGUGUAACAGAGGUUUAAUAUGGGACUGGAUGGCGGGACAAUGCGUGGCGUACCCCUCCAGUAAACAAGAGCCAGCGUCCACCAGCAAUGCAGAAGACUGUGAGAUUGACGUAGAGCGAUGUGAAUGUAUUCCUAAAGUACGGACACACAGAUUACACCAUACGUGACACAAUUCAACAAACCUUCUCAAGCUGCAAGAGAGAAAACACGUCAACACCCUGACAAUCUGCAAGUGCUGAAUGCAUAGACUGCAAUAAAACCAUCUAAUUUAUUUUUCUCUCUAUUUAUAUCAAAUUUAAAAACAAUUAUUAACACAUCUCAUCAGUAACACAGCAGCGAUAGCUUUUCAAAUAUAAAAACAACGCUGCUCUACAAGUCUGAACACAAUGUAAAUAUGAUAUGUGUUGUAAAUGCCUCCUUUGCACUGAACACAACAUAUGUUUCACCCUUAAGAAUGUCUGUGGGAUUUCUUAAAUACACGUACAUGUAUUGUAAAUUAUAUCGAAGUAUAAAUUAUAGGGAUUUAAAAUGUGUCAUAGCCUGCAUUUUUCCCCGGCCUCAGUAGAUUGGUGAAAUGCUCCAAGGUAUGAAUAUCCAGAAGCUUCUUUUUAUACUGAUGUGUCCAACAUUGUCUUUGAGUUCAACAUUGAGCAUGAUGCCAACAAUAAUAAAGUAUGUAUUACAGAUAAAUGCUGACCAAAUAAA